CCGAUUUGCGUGCGCUACGCGGGCGUGAUCCCACGACAGUCGGUGCUGACCCGGCAGCAGGCGCGCACCCUCCAGGCCAUGCUGGUCACCAUCUGGUCGAGGCACAUCGCCCGGUACCACGAGGGGGAGAAGUUGCGCGGCGUGGAGCUCGGCACGAAUGCGGCGCCUGCCCACGAGAAUGGUCACGCGCUGGCCCAGCGACCCGGCGGCAAGCCCGGUGUGUGGUGCCGGAAGUGCGGCAAGUUUGUGGAGAGAUUGCAGCACGUGCGCCUCAAGAUCACGGGCAAGCCGUGCGAGCAGGCGGCCCUGCCGCCAGACCGGUGGCUGACGCAG
Prorocentrum cordatum is the source of this 333-nucleotide messenger RNA. NCBI's taxonomy places the organism in Eukaryota, Dinophyceae, Prorocentrales, Prorocentraceae. The record is from the annotation of a GenBank genome assembly.